Phycodurus eques (leafy seadragon) is the source of this 5178-nucleotide messenger RNA. RefSeq names its product ileal sodium/bile acid cotransporter-like. The coding region runs from base 3555 to 4661 and encodes 368 amino acids. The transcript has 6 exons. The record is from RefSeq and is a predicted model, not a curated record. Gene Ontology annotation, molecular function: bile acid:sodium symporter activity. Gene Ontology annotation, cellular component: apical plasma membrane. Gene Ontology annotation, biological process: bile acid and bile salt transport. Lineage: Eukaryota; Metazoa; Chordata; Actinopteri; Syngnathiformes; Syngnathidae.
GAAGCUCGGUCAUCCGGGAGGAUCUCAGAGUAGAGCCGCUGCUCCUCCGCAUUGAGGGAGUCAGAUGAGGUGGCUGGGGCAUCUGAUUCGGAUGCCUCCCGGACGCCUCCCCGGUGAGGUGUUCCGGGCACGUCCCACCGGGAGGAGACCCCGGGGACGACCCAGGACACGCUGGAGAGACUACGUCCUUCGGCUGGCCUGGGAACGCCUCGGGAUCCCUCCGGAAGAGCUGGAUGAAGUGGCUGGGGAGAGGGAAGUCUGGGCGUCCCUGCUAAAGCUACUGCCCCCGCGACCCGACCCUGGAUAAGCGGUAGAAAAUGGAUGGAUGGAUGGAGGUCCCAGAAUAACCCAAUCAAUCCAUGAUCGUGUUCUUUUAGUCACGACUGACAGCUCAUAACCAUAGGUGCGGGUAAGAACGUAUAUUGAUCGGUAAAUCGAGAGCUUUGCAUUUCGGUUAAAUCCUUCUUUACCAUGACAGACCGAUACAGAGUCCACAUCGCUGCAGACGCCGGGCCGAUCCGCCAGUUGAUCUCCCGCUCCAUUUUUACCCCACUUGUGAACAAGACACCAAGAACUUCUCCACUUGGGGCAGGAUCUCAGUGCUGAUUUAGAGAUUACACUCCACCCUUUUCCGAAUGAGGACUAUGGUUUUAGAUUUGUAGGUCCUGAUUUUCAUCCCAACUGCUUCACACUCGGCUGCGAACCACUCCAGCAUAUGUUAAAGGUCGUGGUUGAUGAAGCCAACAGAACCAUAUUAUCUGCAAAAAGCAGAGAAGCAAUGCUGAGGCCACCAAACCGGACCCCUUCCACGCCUUGGCUGUGCCUAGAAAUGCUUUGCAUAAAAGUUACAGGCAGAAUCAGCAAAGAGAGCCACAUUCCGCUUGGCCUGCUGGUACCCAUCAGCUGCCUACCGAAUCCCACAGGCCAAAAAGGCUUGAUAAGACUCCUUCUUCAGCUUGACGGCAUCCCUCACCGAUGGUGUCCACCAACGUAUUAGCGGGUUGCCGCCACCUUAUGACCAGCUUCAUUUGGACGCCUCAACAAUGGAGGCACAGAACAAGGCCCACUCGGACUCAGUGUCCCUCACCUCUCAUGAGACAUGGUCGAAGUCCUGCCAGAGGUCGUAGUUGAAACACCUUCUUACAGGGGACUCCGCCAGAUGUUCCUAGCACACCCUCACAGCACAUUUGGGUCUGCCAGGAUGGACCAGCAUCUUCCCCCACCAUUGGAGCCAACACACCACCAAGUGGUGAUAAGUUCACAGCUACGCCUCUCUCUUCACCUGGGGGUCCAAGACGUGUCUACAAGUCCAAUGACACGACCACAAAAUCAAUCAUUGAACUGCGGCUUUGGGUGUCCUGGUGCCAAGUGCACCCUUAUUUUUUAACGUGGUGUUGGUUGUGGACGAUCCAUGACGAGCACAGAAGUCUAUUCACUGAACACUGCUCGGGGGCCAGAUCACACCCCUCCAGGUCUCACUGUCAAGCCCGUGUGAGUGUCGAAGUCCCCCAGAAGAAUCAGGGAGUCCCCAGUAGGAGGGCACUCCAGCACCCCGUCCAAAGACUCCAAGAGGGGUGAGUACUCUGAGCUGCUGUUUGGUGCAUGGGCACAAGCAAGUUAGUAUCCAUCCCCACCACUUAAAUGCGAAGGAGGCUACCCUCUUGUCCAAAGGGGUAAACCCCCAAUAUACAGGCACCAAGACUUGGAGCAAUAAGUGUGCCCACACCUGCUCGGCGCCUUUCACCAGGGCAACUCCAGAGUGGGAGAGAGUGCACCCCCUCUCAAGAGGCCUUGUAUCAGAGCCCAAGCUGUGUGUGGAGGUGAGCCCAAAUACAGUAUAUCUAGUUGGAACUUCUCUACCUUGUACACCACCUCAGGCUUCUUCCCUGCCAGAAAGGUGAUAUUGAUGUCCCUAGAGGCAGCUUCUGUAACGGAGGAUUGGACCGCCAAGGGCCUUUCCUUCAGCUGCCACCCAGCUCUCUAAGAUGCGUUUAUGCAAUCUGCAUUGACACAAACCUCCCAAUAGCAAAAAGGGAAAAAAAUGUGCAAGAGACAAAUUUUGCCCUGAUGUCAAUGAAAGUCUGCGUCGUGUGCGAUGACAGAUACAGUAUAUGGCCAGAGAAUGUUUUGAAGGUGACAUGUCAAAGUUUGUUGAAAAGCAAUACUAUUUGAUCAGACAUUAAUUUGGGAAGGCCAUCAUAUCAUUUUACAUUUAGUUGACCCUCAAUAUUGAUAGGAUCGCGUUGAAACGGACAAGCCAUGUUUGCAUGGUGAAGCAGCAUUUAGCUAUUAUGCUGUACACAAAUGGAAUAAGUUGCCAACAGAAGUGACGUCCGCCCCAAGUAUGCAUGUUUUUAAGUCCAGGUUAAAAACUCUUCUUUUUUCCCCCCCAUGCUUUUUAGAGCAUUUCCACUUUUAAAUGAUAUGUUUUGCACUGUGUGCUGUUUUAAUUGUAUUUUUAUUUUUUCUCUUUGUUUUAAAUGUUUAUAAGCUGGGUUCCCCCCCCCCCAUUUGUUUUUAAUCAUGUAAAGCACAUUGCGUUACCUUGUGUAAGAAAUGCGCUAUAUACAUACGUUUGCUUUGCUUUGCACCGGGUGGAAGGAGAUGGUAGUAAGUCCGAAUUUAGCAAACAAAACCUGCUAUGGAGGAGGUUAGGUUCACCAAGUCCAUUUCCGUGGUGACUGAGUUCAGAAUUUCUCUUCUCUUUUUGAACUGGAUAAUUCAGACUUUCCCUCAUCUCAAUGUUAACUUGCUUUUGAGUUUUCACAUAACCUGCUUGCUGAACGCCCCCCACCAGUAUUGCUUUACCUCCAGUGCUAAAUAUGCAGUUAACUUUUUCAUUCAGUGUUAAAAACAAAAAUCACAAUUCAGCUGGAAAUACUUCGCUCUACGAUAAAUUCAUCUUUGCCUGUAGGAUCCCAGAGGCAUUGCAAUGACAUGCCUGGCAGGCCAGCAAUGUACUGUGUGAACCCUCUGUACUGAAAAGCAUAUACAGUAUAAGUAUUAAGUAUAAAACAGUAUACGUUUUAUAAUCAGGUAUGUACUUUAUAUGUCAGAGCAUUUUGUAUUUUACUUUCAUUUACAUCAGUUGACAACACUUUUUGUAUGUGUGGUCCUUCUAUGUGCAUAUUGCAUAAGGUGUACUUUAUUGAGGAAAAGCCUCAUUUCUUUUGGGGACAUGGUAAUUCAUAGUUUAACUGUCAAUAAAGUUUUAAGAGGCCAAAGAGCAUUUUAAAGAAUGAUGGUGCAAUCACAUUUCAAAAUGGAUUCUUUUAUGUCCACGUGCUUUGAACACUGACCCCAUAAAACAUAACAAUGGUUAAUUUUUUUCCACGCAAUUUUCCUUCCCACUACUAUUUGGCAGUUGCCAGCAGGGCUUAAAGAGCAGUGGGCGGGGCACUUUGUUCACCAUCAUCUUAUUGGAUAACGACGAGAACAGGAAAUGAUCCGGUCCAGUCAAAUCUACCAACUAUGGGCUGUCGAGGACACGCAUUCAGCUGUCCCUCAAAGUUGACUGGCCACGGAUAAUUAUCUUCUGCCAUCACAUUUCCAAUAUGUCUACAGUCAAGGAAACCGCUGCCGCCUGCCUCUCAGAAUCCACAAUCUGCUCGGGUGCUAACUGCCUUGUCCCAACCACGGACUUUAAUGCAUUACUGAGUCUAAUAUUGAGCACUGUGCUCACUAUCAUGCUGGCUAUGGUCAUGUUUUCCAUGGGCUGCACUGUGGAGGCCCAAAAACUUUGGGGACACGUGAGGAGACCCUGGGGCAUCAUUAUUGGUUUCCUCUGCCAAUUUGGCAUUAUGCCUUUUACUGCCUUUGCCUUGUCACUUGCUUUCAAUGUGUUGCCUGUUCAGGCCAUUGUCAUAAUUAUCAUGGGUUGCUGUCCCGGAGGCUCCGGUUCCAAUAUUAUUUGCUACUGGCUAGACGGAGACAUGGACCUAAGUAUCAGUAUGACAGCCUGUUCCUCCAUCCUGGCCUUGGGAAUGAUGCCACUAUGUCUUCUCAUAUACACCUCCGCCUGGACGUCUUCAGACACCAUCCAAAUCCCAUAUGACAGUAUUGGUAUCACGCUUGUGGCACUCCUUGUCCCAAUCAGCGUGGGAAUGUAUGUGAAACGCAAAUGGCCCCACGUGGCGAAAAAGAUCCUCAAGUUUGGGUCCAUUACAGGCUUUGGUCUCAUUCUCAUCAUUGCUGUGGUUGGUGGAAUUCUUUACCAGUCUUCCUGGACCAUUGCCCCCUCGCUUUGGAUAAUCGGAACUAUCUACCCCUUUAUUGGUUUUGGGCUGGGCUUCCUUCUGGCCCGCUUUGUGGGUCAACCAUGGUACAGGUGCCGAACCAUUGCUUUGGAGACCGGUUUUCAGAACUCCCAGUUGUGUAGCACCAUUGUCCAGCUGUCCUUCAGUCCCGCUGAACUGGAGGUCAUGUUUGCGUUCCCCCUUAUCUACAGCAUCUUUCAGCUGUUGGUGGCAGUCCUGUUCGUGGGAGGAUACCAAGCCUAUAAACGGUCAUGUGGCCUGGGAUCAGUCGAAGCAGACAGUGAAUCGCCGUCAUUCGAAGAUGGCUAUGCAGAACGAGCGAAAGAGAAGCGCUGUCAUGUGGAAAAUAGCCCUGUCGAGUCGAACGAGGAUCCUAUUAAUAAGGGCAAGAACACCAAGCUCUGAGAUUCUGCCUCUGAUGACUUUGUACUUAACAAAAUGUUCUCCACAAGCAGGGCAAUGCUGCCGGACGCACCAAACUGUGCAGGCCAGGCACAAUUGAAAUCGAUUUGACAUUUUUGAGGGAACCUCUGAUUAGCGGGUUACCCAAAUGAAUGGCGAGGAGUAUAUUAGUGUUUUUGGAGAGGCACCACUUUCCAUUCUCAGACCAAGUGUGAACAAUCACCAUUUAUUUAUAGCAUCUUAGAUAAAGAGCUUUUCAGUUAUAUUACAGUAUAUAUAUAGAUAUAUAUUUUCCGUUAUUUGACUCGAUGUAUACCUCAUAUUUGUUCAUAAAUUGAUGACUGACCUCAGGCAUACCUUACAUUUAUUUGACUGCUCAAUUUUUCGGAGCAAUAUUGAUUUUCACUUCUAAUGUAUUUGUCCAAUGCACAUGUAUUCAAUGUUCGAUCCGAUCACAAGAUGGAGGAAUCUGUCUAUUUAAAUGACAUGAUCAUUUACUGUAUAUACUUGUGUACUUAAU